UUGACAGGCAGACGAGCAAGCUUGGUUGCAAUCAAAAAUUUGUACAAAUAUUUCUUUUCGGUAAAAUUCUUUUGUCCAAAUUAUUAGGUAGUUUGUGAAAUGUCAGACAACGAAGAUGAUUUUAUGUGCGAUGAUGAAGAAGAUUACGGUUUAGAAUAUUCGGAGGAUAGUAACUCUGAACCGGACGUGGAUUUAGAAAAUCAGUACUAUAACAGCAAAGCACUAAAAGAGGAUGAACCUACAGCAGCAUUAGCUUCCUUUCAAAAAGUUUUAGAUCUAGAAAGUGGAGAAAAAGGAGAAUGGGGAUUCAAGGCCUUAAAACAAAUGAUAAAAAUAAAUUUUAAAUUAGGAAAUUUUGAAGAAAUGAUGACUAGAUACAAACAACUUCUUACUUAUAUAAAAAGUGCUGUAACAAGAAAUCAUAGUGAAAAAUCUAUUAACUCAAUUCUUGAUUAUAUUUCUACAUCACGAAAUAUGGAAUUAUUACAAAAUUUCUACGAGACAACUUUAGAAGCUUUAAAAGAUGCAAAAAAUGACAGGUUAUGGUUUAAAACUAAUACAAAACUAGGAAAACUAUAUUACGAUCGAGGAGACUUUAACAAACUAGCUAAAAUAUUAAAACAAUUACAUCAGUCCUGUCAAACUGAUGAUGGUGAGGAUGAUUUAAAGAAAGGUACUCAGUUACUUGAAAUAUACGCGCUGGAGAUUCAAAUGUAUACUGCCCAGAAAAACAAUAAGAAAUUGAAGACUUUAUAUGAACAAUCAUUGCAUAUUAAAUCUGCUAUCCCACAUCCUCUUAUUAUGGGGGUUAUAAGAGAAUGUGGAGGUAAAAUGCACUUGCGAGAAGGGGAGUUUGAGAAAGCCCACACGGAUUUCUUUGAGGCAUUCAAAAAUUACGAUGAAUCUGGUAGUCCUAGACGCACCACCUGUCUUAAAUACUUAGUCCUAGCAAAUAUGUUAAUGAAAUCUGGAAUAAAUCCCUUUGAUUCUCAGGAAGCGAAACCUUACAAAAACGAUCCAGAAAUUUUGGCAAUGACGAAUCUAGUCAAUGCGUACCAAAAUAACGAUAUAAAUGAAUUUGAAUUUAUUUUAAAACAGAAUAGGCAGAAUAUUAUGGAUGACCCGUUUAUCCGGGAACAUAUUGAGGAUCUCUUAAGGAACAUCAGAACCCAAGUACUGAUUACAUUAAUAAAACCUUACACUAGAAUACAAAUACCUUUUAUUUCGACAGAACUGAAUAUCGAUGUCUCUGAAGUUGAAAGUUUGUUAGUCUCUUGUAUAUUAGAUAAUACAAUUCAAGGGCGAAUAGAUCAAGUAAACCAAGUGUUGUUCUUGGAAAGAGCAACCGUAAACACUGCAAGAUAUAACGCUUUAGAUAGAUGGGCAAAUCAGUUAAAUACGUUACAUUCGUCUAUUAUAAAUAAAAUGGCGUAAACACGAUAAUUAAAAUAUUGUAAAGAAGUGAUAGCGCUUUGCGCCUCUUUUAUUGAAUUUUAAGGAAAUUACAUUGAAUCAUGAUUGUUGUAAUAAGUUUUCUUCUUUUUUGUAGAUUCAUUAAUUUAUUAGAUUUGUUUUAUUGUAUGUAUAAUAAACAAUUAUGCAAUUCAGUUUUUCUAAUUGUUAACAUUUUCUAAUAAAUAGGAAUUAAUUAUA
This is a messenger RNA of Anoplophora glabripennis (Asian longhorned beetle), 1653 nucleotides long. It is a transcript of the gene alien, whose product is annotated as COP9 signalosome complex subunit 2. NCBI's taxonomy places the organism in Eukaryota, Metazoa, Arthropoda, Insecta, Coleoptera, Cerambycidae. Gene Ontology annotation, molecular function: protein binding. Bases 100 to 1434 code for a protein of 444 amino acids. The record is from RefSeq and is a predicted model, not a curated record. Gene Ontology annotation, biological process: protein deneddylation. Gene Ontology annotation, cellular component: COP9 signalosome. The transcript is spliced from 8 exons.